ACCGAACUGUCAAACUCUGUCAAGCUACCAUUUUCAUUCCAAUAUUUUCGGCGUUUCGAUCAUAUCCAUUGCUUCCACAAGGAGAUAUGUGGUCGGACACACUCCUAAUCGUUUUUAUUUCCGUUUGUACGGCAUUUCUCGGUGAAGGUUUAACCUGGUUAAUGGUAUAUCGCACAGAAAAAUAUCAGAAACUCAAAACUGAAGUUGAGAAGCAAAGCAAAAAACUUGAAAAGCGAAAAGAAACUCAUGGUGAUUCGCUGGAUAAAUCUCAUAAAAAGAAAAUCGAACGAGAUGAGGAAAAAUUGAAGAAUAAUAAUCGCGACUUGUCUCUAGUAAAAAUGAAAUCAAUGUUUGCUACUGGUUUUGCUUUCACGGCACUACUGAGCAUGUUCAACAGCAUUUUCGAUGGUCGUAUUGUAGCUAGAUUACCUUUUACACCCUUAUCAUGGAUUCAAGGAUUAAGUCAUCGUAAUCUACCAGGAGAUGACUACACCGAGUGUUCAUUUAUAUUUCUCUAUAUCUUAUGUACGAUGUCAAUUCGACAGAACAUACAGAAACUGCUCGGGUUUGCACCGUCACGAGCGGCUAGCAAGCAAGCAGGUGGCUUAUUUGGGCCAACACCAGGCCAGUUCAAGUAAUUAGCGAACUAUCAGUGAACGAGUCAAAGUUAUCAAAACGAGAAUAAAUAAAUGUGCAGUUGAAUAGUUUUACGUUUUGGAAUCUGGAGUGAGAUUCCUUAUUUAUUAGACUAGAGAUUAAACUUACACACUCCUGCAUCCAUCGUUUCAGGUCAUCAUUCAGUAACAAUCAUUUAGUUUACGGUUAUUUUACUAAAGGUUACAAAUGGUAUAGUAAUUCCAAUGAUGCGUAAAAGCCAAGAAUGAGAAAAUGUAUGGAAUAUUUAAAUACAUAUGUAAGUAGAAUACCAGUCA
Wyeomyia smithii (pitcher-plant mosquito) is the source of this 932-nucleotide messenger RNA. Its product is annotated as calcium load-activated calcium channel. Gene Ontology annotation, biological process: endoplasmic reticulum calcium ion homeostasis. Gene Ontology annotation, molecular function: calcium channel activity. The transcript has 5 exons. The coding region runs from base 87 to 638 and encodes 183 amino acids. The record is from RefSeq and is a predicted model, not a curated record. NCBI's taxonomy places the organism in Eukaryota, Metazoa, Arthropoda, Insecta, Diptera, Culicidae. Gene Ontology annotation, cellular component: endoplasmic reticulum membrane; endoplasmic reticulum; cytoplasm.